CACAUAAUUCGUCAAUUCUUAAGAAUUUCAGUAAUGUCGAUUCCAAAUCUCCUGAAAACCCUCAAAACAGUCAAAGGAAAUCGCCAAUCCAAUCCCUCAUCGAAACCACUCGUGGAAAUCAUUUCAACGAUCUUAGCUCCGGCGCCGUUCAAUUCCAAUGAGUCAUGCUUCAUCUCCCAACUCAAGCCCCAUGUUCUCACUUCCAUUCUCUCUAAUCCAAAUCUUAGAUCUUCAGAAUGCUUCCAUUUCUUCGAUUUUUGCCUAAAAAAUCAGCCUCUCAUGUCCUUCACGCCUGAUCUUCAGGCCCAUUUGACCGUCAUUUGCAGGCUUCUCAAGGCAAGGAUGUUCUCCGAUGCAGCAAGCCUUCUGAAAACUGUAUCGAUUGAUGGAAAUCUCCGCUACCCAUUUGCUAUUAUUGCUUCGACGGUGGAAAGUUGCUGUCAAGAAAGGAAGGUUAAGGUAAAAUUUUUCAAUUUCAUGCUUACUCUGUACUCGGAGUAUGGGUUCUUCGACUCUGUUUCUGAAACUUUUAGCUAUAUGAAGAACAAUGGGAUUAUGAUCGAUGAGCAGAGCUGUACUGUGCAUUUACUAUCGCUUAAAGGAUCUAAUCAGAUGCAUUUAGCUUUAGAUUUCUUCUACCGAAUGCUUAAAUCAAGAUUAGAGGUCUCUGUUUAUUCUUUAACCGUUGUAGUGGAUAUCCUGUGUUGGAAUGGAGAGAUUAAGAGAGGUAGAGAGUUGGUGGAGGAGACGUUGGGGAAGGGAAUUAAACCCAACAUUGUUACAUUCAAUGUGAUGGUUAGUGCUUGCGCUAAGAGAUGGAAUUUCGAGGAGUUGGAUUUGAUACUCCUUUUGAUGGAAAAAGAAGAAGUUCGUUUUGAUGCCAACACUUAUAAACUUUUAAUUGAUGGGUUCACGAGCUCGGGAAAGAAUGAGACGGCCAAGAACUUGGUGAUGAAGAUGCACGACGAGGGCUUGAAGGCAGAUCCCCAUUUGUAUAAUCUGAUUAUUAGAAGCUACUGUAAAGCAGGGGCGAUCCAGAGUGCAUGUUUAGUGUUCGACGAAAUGUCUGACAGAACUGUUGCCCCGAAUUCUGAUACAUAUUGGGCUCUAAUAGAUGGUCUGUGCAAGGUAGGAGAUAUGGGGCUUGCAGUAGAAUAUGUAAAUGGAAUGCAGAGCAAGGGAAUCAAAAUGGAUGAAGCAAUUUUCAACGCAUUGGCUGAUGGUUUUUGCGAAAGGGGAAUGGUUGAUGAAGCUAUUGAGCUGCAAAUAAUGAUGGAGAAGGAUGGGUAUCAAUUAAAUCCAUCGGUUUGUGAAAAGAUUGUGUUGGAAUUAUGCAAGUUGAAUCGGACUAAAGAAGCAACAAUGGUGUUAAGCAUCUUGGCUAAACGUGGGGCUGAUCUUCGCAGACUGAUUCCAACCACUUUGGAACUAAUUUGAAUUACUCUGAGGCCUGAACUGAUUCAUAAGUGGUCGAUGAACACAAACGAACUAAAUUGAAUUACUCUGCUGCCAGUCGCAGGCUUUCGAGCUCAAAUCUGGGUUCUGACCCUUGAUUUUUUUUUUCUCUCCUGUUUAAUGGUUCUAAGAAGCACCUACUUUCCUAGAGACCGGGGCGGGGAUAGACCAGAGUCAACACGCAAGCGCCAAGCUACAGGUCCUGUGGAGCUCAAUGGCUGCACAGAUAACUUUGUUACAAAUUAGGCUUCUUUUUUUGUUGAGAACUAAGCAGUAUUCUGUGCGGUAGGACAGGAAUGAUCAUAUUUGUCCUCUACAUUCAUCUAUCAUAAACAAAUUAGUGGAAUAUGUGUAUUUAUAUACUAAAAGGGACCGCUACAACCCGAAGCAAGUCAAUCACAAGGAA
Cucurbita maxima (winter squash) is the source of this 1861-nucleotide messenger RNA. RefSeq names its product pentatricopeptide repeat-containing protein At2g28050. Lineage: Eukaryota; Viridiplantae; Streptophyta; Magnoliopsida; Cucurbitales; Cucurbitaceae. The transcript has a single exon. Bases 34 to 1437 code for a protein of 467 amino acids. The record is from RefSeq and is a predicted model, not a curated record. Gene Ontology annotation, molecular function: protein binding.